This is a messenger RNA of Prunus armeniaca (apricot), 717 nucleotides long. NCBI's taxonomy places the organism in Eukaryota, Viridiplantae, Streptophyta, Magnoliopsida, Rosales, Rosaceae. The record is from the annotation of a GenBank genome assembly.
AUGGGUUCGCCGCCGCAAAAUCACAACUGGGUCUUCGAUUAUGGAGUUUUAGAAGAUAUUCCUGUACCUGGCGGUGACCUACCGCCCCUUGACCUGCCCGGUUUCACUUGGCCCUCUCAUUCAUUUGUCGCUCCGGCCGCUCCCAGCGUGGACUUUGAUGACUCAUUUGGAAAUUCAGACAGUAUCAAGGAAAGUGGGUGUCGAAAACGGGUGAGGUCUGGAUCAUGCAAUGUGACUGGUUCUAAAGCAUGCAGAGAGAAAAUGCGGAGGGAUAGACUGAACGACAGGUUCCUGGAAUUGAGUUCUAUGCUUGAACCUGGAAGGCCACCCAAAACUGACAAGGCUGCUAUAUUGGGUGAUGCUGUCCGAGUGGUGAAUCAGUUACGCGGAGAAGCCCAGCAACUGAAGGAUUCAAAUGGAGAUCUGCAGGAGAAGAUAAAUGAAUUAAAGGCUGAGAAGAAUGAACUUCGUGAUGAGAAGCAGAGGCUCAAAACAGAGAAAGAAAACAUUGAGCGGCAAAUUAAAGCCUUGAAUACUCAGCCAGGCUUCUUGCCUCACCCUGCUGCAAUUCCAGGUCCAUUUUCUGCCCCAGGCCAAGUUGUUGGUGGCAAACUGAUGCCCUUCGUCAGAUAUCCUGGAGUUUCCAUGUGGCAGUUCAUGCCACCGGCUGCAGUUGAUACCUCACAAGACCAUGUUCUCCGUCCUCCUGUUGCAUGA